CAGAAGGAGCUUAGAGAUGAACACGAGAGACAUACAGAGGAUGAACUGUCUAAACAAAGUGAGUAUAUUGACAAAACGAUACAUUUGUCACUCAGUUCAAGAUAUCAAUCUUUGCUCCGUAAAUGCUACAGCCACAUCUGCAUUAAGCGGACACCCUUGAGGAAUGGCCAACUGACCGCUCGAUACAGGUUAACCGUUUGAUUCAGGUUUGUCCCCAGGUGGCCCAAGCGUAAUAUUAAAUAAAGAGUUUGUAUGGGAAAUGAAACUUAAAUGAAAUAAAUGAACUAAAAGCGAUAAAAGUUACCAGUUAAGUGUAAAUAUUGUUACCUGGUGAUGUUGUCUGUGUUUUUACGAAGUUUCACCGCACUGCCAGGUCAGAUGAUGUAUAAGUACUCAAAUCGCGCUGAAACUUCAUAAAAACAAAGACAACAACACCAAGUAACAGUAUUUACUCAUUAUUGGUAACUUUUGUUGCUUUCAGAUCAUUGAUUUCAUCUAAGUUCAUUUCCCAUUCAAACUCUUUAUGUUAUAUUACGCUUGGGCAUUAUAGGUUUGUGUGAUUGCCCACCUACCCCUCCCCUAAGCCAACAUUAUCACCAUAUUUCUCACUUAGGGUAAAAUGUUGGCUUAGGGGAGGGGUGGGGGAGGUGGGCAGUUUCCCAGAAACGUAUAAUGAUUCGAAAUAUUCUAAUGAAUUAACUGUGGUUAUAUCAAUCAUAGGAAGAGAGAUGCUUCACGACAAGAACAAGGAAAUAGAUGGGUUGAACAAAGAGUUUCAAAGGCAAAUACAAGUUUUGGUUGAAGACCACAAGAAGGAAGUUGAUGUGAGUAUUCGAUGCGCAGUUUUCAAAGACAAGAUAUCGGGUAUUUACUUUACUUUAGCAAAGUCUCUACCAUUAACACAAUUUCAAUUUGUAUAACAAAUACGCCAUUAUUGAUUGUAGCUUUUGUUCUUGCAACACCUGUAAACACUCCUCAAAAAAGUUGUCGCCAGUUUAAAAUAUACACAACUAAAAAAUGGCAUUGAGAAAAAUGCGAUGUUUAUCACUGGACAAGAAAACCUGCGUUCCUAACGGAAUUUAAACCUGUUAUCCCCAGGAAAUCAUGCCGCGGUACUUAAUCCAGGUAGUUACUGAAAAACGUAUUGCGAACUAGGCCAUUUAUUAGCUUCACAUGUAUCAGGCGUCGUGGUUACCUGAUGGCAAGGAUGAUCAAUGUAGAAAGAGUUCACUGUGGCUUUGCAGAGUGUGGUAACUAUAGCCGCAUGCUAGAAUCCUAUAGACUAACUGAUUUCUUAUAUUCCUUUCAUCAGAACUUGAUGGAGAAGUUUGCCGAGUGCGUACAGGAUUCGGAACAACUCAAAUCAGCUCUGCUGGAGAUGCAGGUAUACAGUACGGAAAGUGGACCUUGUCGGUAAUGGAGUCCCAUGCAUUCAAUUACAACCUUUUUUUCCUGUGUAAACCCUGUAAGCAAGAGCCAUAUUAAUGGACCUACAGGGCCUGUAAGUUCUUAAAAGGAAACCUUCAUUUACUGGUUCACAAGGAACUUACAUAGCCUUAAAGCAAUGCGGUGAGCUAAAACAUACAAAGGCAACGGAAGAAUUUUAAGCAUCUUCCGGGUAGACAAGGUUCUCCUUCGCGUCAACCUCUCCGAGGCUGUAAUACCAUAAAGCUGAGUACAGAUAAAACUCCGUGUGAGCGGUAAUAUAGUGUCCUCACUUAGACAUAAGAUGAGGCGUGUGGGCUUAAGGGUACUUACUAUUACAUGGGAAAACCGGAAAUUCCGGUUGGGAAAUCAAAUGGUUCACGCCAUUCCGUUUGGGAAGCUUCAAAAAAUAUGGUUUGUGAUUUGCGAUGAUGCAAUUAUUUUAUACUCUUUUCAGCUCACAGUCUGUUCAGCUGAUUUGGAUAUACUUUGAAGCCGUUCGGUCUCCAACCUCGGCAAAUUUUUUUAUUACUUAAGUGAAUGUUACGUUAAUGAGAUAAGAGUGAAUUGGAGAAAAGCGGAGAAAAUCGGUACCUUUGGAACGCGUGUCAAGCAAGCUAAUGCUUUUCGUGAUUGAUGUUUACAGACGUUAAAACAGAAGAAACAAGAACUUGAAGAAAAGCUCAAAACCAAUAAAGAAAUUCUUAGAAAGACGCAAAUGGAGCUAGAAGACAAGGUGAGAUAUUGAGAAGGAAAAAAAUAAAAGACAACACUUGCUAAUAAGUCCUUUUCCUGAAUUAUUAUUAUUAUUAUUAUUAUUAUUAUUAUUUUUAAGGGAAACGUGAAAUUUUUUUUGUGUGGGCUAGAAAUGGCAAAAACCCUAACACUUAUUUUGUCCCUUUUUAAGAAAGAAAGAAUAACAAACAUUUUGAAAAUUUGAUUUUGAGCGAUCUUUCUGGUUUUGUUUUGUUUUGUUUUUCUUUACUCUGUUAACAGUCAGCAAAGGAUUUGAGUUAAGCUGGAUUUGAUCCACUUUGCCAUCUUAAAGGUUUCUGUUUAUCAACCGCUAGCUGUAAUAAAGCGUCCUGUCCCUUAAUCAGAGCAACUGUGGUUCCAAGCCCGGUCAGCUGGUGUGAUGCUGUGUUAACGGUACACACAACACGGAACAUAUGAUGUUCAUAUGACGUGCUCUUUGAACAGCUCGGCGUAAAGUUUUUUAUAACUGAGCAUAACAGUGAUCAGUGUUUUAGAUCUGGCUGUCUUCUCUUUACAGAAAAUCAAGUUGGCGGCUUUUGAAGAACACUUUGAAGCGAAGGUAUGUUGUUUUAUUUGUUGUGUAUGUGAAUUAAUAUGGUAUGUCCUAAGACUACGAGCUGUUCAACACUCUGUCAGUUUAGUCGAGGCUUAGCAGGGCUGGAGGGAUCAAGGGGACACGCAUAGGGAGGUGGACUGGGGAAGGGCGGCAAGAAAACUGACCAUCCCUCUCCUCCCACCUCCUAACCCGUGAAUUUUUCAAUUGUUCGUAACAUGCUUACUCGUACUACGCAUUCACGAACAGACUGCCAGGAAUCUCGUGUCCUUGGAAUCUUAUGGGACACUUGUAUUAAAAAACCAAAAAAAUGUUCUACGGACCGGAUGCUCAAGAGGUGUAUUAGUGUCCGCAAGACUUUCUUUCCCGAAACGGUGUAGACCUCUUUCAUAAUGGCGGCCUAUUGAUAUAUUCUUUUAUAUGUAUGAUAAUUAGCCUUUCUAAGCUCGUUUGAAAGUAAGUCUUUUGUAUUUUGCACAUGCUAACGAGGUCAGAAAGGCUAAUUAUCUUACCUACAAAAGAAUGUAUUUAUAAGCCGCCAUUAUUAAAGAGAUCUAUUUACUAAGUUUGAAAACAUGUCACUGAAUUGCGACUUAAACAUAUUUUAAACUUACUGAUUCUUUUUAUGAAUUUCAUUUUAAUGCAGGUGGAAGAAGUUGACAACAGAUAUUCCAUGAGAAUGCAAGGCCUGAUGUCAGAUAAUACCGACUUGAGGUAAAUACCAGCGACUAGCAAAAGGAUUGUUACUGUUUUCAACGAUUUAAUAAGUCUUCUUUGUAUCGUUUGUAGCACGAAAGGGCUACUUUAAGACACUUUUUUUUAAUACUUUACAGCCAAUUUAUAAGGACAGUGUCUGCCACUCUCAGUUAUUUUAAGACCCUGAGUACUGGUCCACCCGGGAGGGUCGAUCUCGUGACCUCCCGCUUUGCCAUUCAGAGUGAGGAAAGUGUGAAAGAGACAUGAACCAUGAAUUUUAAACAUGGAAAGUGCACAGAAACUAACCAUCUCGCGACAAGAAAUUGAUGCAGAUAUUCAUUGCAUAGGCUUCAAAUAACGCUUAACUAGUGGUGCUUCUCUAGGUUAUACCUCGGUGUUUUAGUGACAUUUAAAGGUUUUAUGCCAAUAUUAAAUUGCUUUACAUCAUCAAUAUCAUUUAUUAUCAUCAGCAUCAGCAUCGUCGUCGUCUUCGUCAUCGCCAUAGCCAUCGCCAUCGGCAUCGUCAUCAUCAUGCACUGUCCUUUGGCCAACGUCCUGUUCGCUAACUUCUGAAGUCGUUUGGCGCACGUGUUGCGUCAGUUCCCCAACUGCUUUCAUCUGAUCAGUGGUUGAAAGAACGAGGUAUACACAUGUGUAUCGCACUUUUUUGUAUCAUUGCUGAGAGAACGAAGCAUAUACAUGCGCAGCGCUCAUUUCACUUCUUACCGGAACGACAUAACACGAUAGCGAAUGGGACGUUGGCAAAACGACCGGUCACCCUUUAAAUUAUCUGGCCGUCGCCGUCUUGGUUGCCUCAGUUCCCUGCCAUCUGUCAUCAUCGUCAUCAUCAUCAUCCUCACUUUCUAUCAUCAUCGUCAUUGUCAUUAUAGUCAUCACCGUCAUCUGAUAAUCAUUAUUAUUAGCACUAUCAUCAUCGUCAUCACUUUUGUUGCUACUCCAAUCAGUGUCAGUCCUUAGUAGCCUACACUUACCAUGUGUUAAUGUUUUCAUCUCAGGCGUCAUUACAUCAAGAAAUGUGAACAGUUCUUUAAACUCAAAUCAGAUCAAGACGCAGAACAGGUAGGUUUCUUUACAUUGACUAUCAAUGUUCCUUAUAGUUAAAUACUGAGUACUUUUUGUUUUCUUGUGUAAUAGGAUAGCGCUAUCCGCACAGCCAAAGAUACACUCCAGGUAAAAACAAUACGCAAUUCCUUUACAACUUUAUAAUUACCUUAAGAUACCAUUUUUUGCUUAAGGGUACAGGUAGGGGAAUAUGUUUGCCAUCUGUUCACAUUAAAAGGGGACCAUGAUUCUCCGGAUUCAGUUAUGGCUUCACCACUCUUCCCGAUAGGAAAAAUGUGUCUACCCUUACUUACCGGGUUGCAGGUAAGGUCAUAACAAGUGGCUGGGGUAAGGGCGCACCAAUCACGAUGGCCAAAACCUAAAUUUUAAAACGUUUCAAAUUUUAAAACGUCACUCUGGCGUUUUUCAUCCUCUGCAAGCAAGGCAUGGUCGUUAGUUUUCAUUUGAAUAUGGGAAGUUUCAUUUGAGACUAAAUUUGAUUAUACAGUAGAACCUCGAUAACUCGAACUCGGACAACUCGAACUGCCCGCUAAUUCGAACUAAGUCCAAUUGACCUUAGAUUUCACUCCAAUUUCCAAUCAUUUUUACUCGAUUAUUUUAACUCGGAUAACUCGAAUUCCGCGCUAACUCGAACUAAAAUUCCCUUCCCUUGAUAUAAAAGUCACUGAAAUUUACCCCGAUAACUCGAAUUCUGGUUCUUUUAACUCCACUCGGAUGCUAUCCCAUCAGCUCUUCUUGUUGUGUUAGGGCAAAAACACUAAAACUAACGCUGGUCACUAUUAAAGGCAAUUUGAUUUUAAUUGGUGAAACGAACAGAUCACUUUUAAUCAUAAGUGAGUUACCGGGAUUCCACUGUAUUAUUGUAUUAAGUUGGCACGUCUUCUAAAUAAAACAUAGUCAUAACUUCCCAGCAUACAUACAGUUUAGAUUUUAACGGUACAUGAGUGGCCUAAAUUUAAGCUUCCAAAACUCGUCGUAAGUUAUUUUUCGCUUUUUUGUCAAACAGGCUGUUAUUCUAGCUCGAACAAGGUGUGACGUCAGUCUAACAGCCCUUCGAAACGAAAACCCAGAUUUGCGUAAACAAGAACCAAACACGCGUGAAAAACGACCGUUGAGCGCUCCAUCAACUCGAGAAGAAAUAUCUACAGCUGUGAGAUUAACUGCCCCAGUUAGCGAUAACAAAACGCCAACGAAUCAGCCGAAAAUGUUCAAGUAUAAGUCGGAGGUUAACAAACCAAGACCCCACACGUCUCACCAUGCUACCAUGUACAGUCCCAGGACCCUAAAUACGAGUGCGCGCUCUAACGCUCGAGAGAACCUGGUGCCUACGCCUGUGAACAUUUCAAAUCAAGGAAUACGAAAUCUGCGGACUCAGAGAGAAUUUUUAAGUUAA
Porites evermanni is the source of this 5906-nucleotide messenger RNA. The record is from the annotation of a GenBank genome assembly. NCBI's taxonomy places the organism in Eukaryota, Metazoa, Cnidaria, Anthozoa, Scleractinia, Poritidae.